UUGAGGAGGUCACUCCACACCUCUGCCGAGCUAUGGAUGUGAUUUCUCCGUGGAUUAUGCGCCAGUUGAUCGUCAAUCGCGCUGCCGGUAAGAAUGGAAAUUAUCUGCUCCGAAUCUGGACGCACAUCGUCGUCGCGAUCCUCUUCCGGCAGUGAUUGCUCCAAACGCGAUUGCUACGUCUCCCUGAAGCACUACGACUGCCUCCUUGGGGAGCUUCGGUGUCCAGGAUGUGCGCGCCCCAUGCACGCACCGAUCCUUCUCUGCCAAUCUGGGCACAGUGUGUGCCAGGAGUGUGUUCGUGUGCAAAAGUGGUGCCCUCUGUGUGGGCAGGAAUUCACGGAGAUUCGCUCAAUGACGCUGGAGGCCCUUUCGGCGAAGGCUUACUUUGCCUGCAAGAACACCCUGUACGGAUGCACCGUUCGCCUGCCCUAUGACCUCAUGAAGUGGCACAAACCACGAUGCUUGUACCAAACUGGCUCAUGCUUCAUGGGAACCGUCUGGAGUGGUUGUAGCUGGCACGGACGCAAAAUGGACUACCACGAUCACUGCGCAACAGUCCACGCUGAGAGAUUCUUCAGCGUGCCCGAAGCUGAACUCUCGUGGAUGUGCUCAGUUGCAGCAGCAGCACCGAAAGAUGCACCAACAAAAUCCGUUGUUGGGGUCUACAUGUUCAGCACUUUUGAGGAAGUUUUCGAUCUCUAUCAUGUGUACGAUCGCACGGGAGCUCAGUGCCUCUGGACGAUGAUUUGUGAGUCAAAAGAGAGGAAGAUCAGCAAUAGUUUUGCCUUCCAAAUUGAACUCUUCUGCUUGAAAGAUCCAUCGCGGCUACUCAUCCAACGGCACUCAUGCCACGGAGAGCGCGAUGACGAUCUCCUCGAUGAAGCUCACUGUGUCUCAAUCUCCAUGGGGGACAUUAUGAGAUUCACAGGAGACGACAAGAAAGUUCAUUACCGAAUCAAAAUUCUGGAUUUACGCGACUGCCAACCAAAUCAAGCUAAUCCACAAUCAGCUCCUCUGGCCAUUUGUGAAUCCUGCACCCCUGAUGAAAGAACUCCUGCUGGAAUUGAAUGCACCAACCUCAAAUGCGUCCCCAUGUCUAAUAUCAUCACCAAAAAAUCCUCACGGAAGCUCCAGAAAAACAAAAUGGCCGCUGAGAAAUCUUCCCGUUAUGUGAAUGGAACAGCGACAGAAAUCACCACGAGGGCAUCUCCAGACGGUAGUUUGGCCAGUCUGGACUUUGCGGAAGAUCAAAUACUCAUUAAAAACGCAACGCAGGUUAAUGUGGUGAAGACGAAGACCAUUGACGUCAGCAAGCGCGAUUUGAAGGGGAUCUUCGAUCGGGAAUUCCAAUCGUUGAAGAUAAAAUAAAAAGACGCCUUCUUAUCAUUCUUUGCUGGCGGUUUCUUUAUUUAUUUGUUUAAAAAAAAAACUCACAGCGUGUAAUCUUCCGGAUGAUAGAGCUCACUCAGCAACCGAUAGACGUAAGACGGUGCAUUUCCUCCCCUGAAAGAUUUGAUAAAAAAUAAACAAAAUGCUCAAAAAUGAA
Messenger RNA from Lutzomyia longipalpis, 1546 nucleotides. RefSeq names its product E3 ubiquitin-protein ligase sina. Gene Ontology annotation, biological process: multicellular organism development; proteasome-mediated ubiquitin-dependent protein catabolic process. Gene Ontology annotation, cellular component: cytoplasm. The record is from RefSeq and is a predicted model, not a curated record. NCBI's taxonomy places the organism in Eukaryota, Metazoa, Arthropoda, Insecta, Diptera, Psychodidae. Gene Ontology annotation, molecular function: ubiquitin protein ligase activity; ubiquitin conjugating enzyme binding; zinc ion binding. The coding region runs from base 94 to 1368 and encodes 424 amino acids. The transcript is spliced from 3 exons.